This is a messenger RNA of Beta vulgaris subsp. vulgaris (sugar beet), 2078 nucleotides long. Its product is annotated as trihelix transcription factor ENAP1. Lineage: Eukaryota; Viridiplantae; Streptophyta; Magnoliopsida; Caryophyllales; Amaranthaceae. The record is from RefSeq and is a predicted model, not a curated record. Gene Ontology annotation, cellular component: nucleus. The transcript has a single exon. Gene Ontology annotation, molecular function: transcription cis-regulatory region binding. Bases 631 to 1776 code for a protein of 381 amino acids.
CGCACUCAGCUCACUUUAGCAGGGGAACACAUUCACAUUCCCUUCCUUCCAAAAAUCUUCACUUUUUGUGCUCCACUCUCUCUCUCUCUCUCUCCCUCAUCAUUUCUAACCUUUCAAUUCUUCCGUCUUCUACUCAUCUGAAACUCUUUAAUUGCAAAUUCCAUCAAAAUCUUCAAUUGGGGUUUCCAGAAGUCCUGAUUUUGGGCGUUAAUCAGGUGAGAUUCUUUGGAUUUCUUGCCUUUUUUAAUCAAUGUGAUGUAGAAUUUUUGUGGGUAUCUAGUAUUUUUUUGAGAAAUUUAAGGUUUUUGUUGUUUAUUUUAGAUUUCUUUUAUACAUUAAUGAUGGGUUUUGGAUUGCAUGAACUAUUCACUGGUAAUUUUGAGCAGAUUUCAUUACUUUAAUGAGAAAUUUUCUUUCUUGGAAAAUAUUGUUGUUGUGCGAUUAUGGAAAUUUGGUGCAAAAUUAAAAGUUAGUUGCAAUAUGAGCUGUUGUGAGUUGUGAAUUUUGGGUGUUUUUGGGGUUGGAAUUGCAAUUCCAUUAAGAUGCUAUCAGUGAUACAUUUAUGAUGUUUGGGAUAUUUCCAAGUUUUUAACUUGAGAAUUCUUGUAAGUUUUGCUGCAUUAAUUGAGAAUGGAUGAUAAGGAGAAUGAUACAAGAUAUCCUCGAAAUUCGUCGUAUCAACAAGAUUAUGAUUCAAGGUACCCUAGGGAAAGUAAUCAAUUUACUGGUGGAACGGAGGAAGAUUUAGAUGAUGAAACGGGGGAGGAAGAAGUCGAAACGAAUGGAGUUAUAAUGAUAGGCAAAGAUACCUUUGAUGAUGAUGAGGAAGAGGAUGAUGAGGUUACUGAUGAUGAUGAGGAAGAGGAGGAUGAUGGUGACCAAGGUGAUGGUGAACAAUUUAAUGAAAAGGAGGAUAUUGGCAAUGGAAGGCCUCAAAAGAAGCGAAAGUUAAGAACCCUAAUAUCGAAUUAUGAGUUUGCUCCGCGUGUACCCAACCCACAUGUUCAGAAAGCUAAGGUAACUCAGCCAUUAUCGUGUGGGACGCUGUGUGUGGGAGAUUGGACUGAGAGAGAGACAUCUGCGUUAUUAGAUGCAUGGGGAGAGCGGUUUCUUAGACUAGGAAGGAAGAAUCUUCGUGCCGAGGAAUGGCAAGAGGUUGCAGAGAAGGUAUCACAUCAGACUAAAAUUGAAAGAACUGAUGCUCAGUGUCGAAAUCGAUUGGCUACGUUGAAGAAGAAGUAUAAGAAAGAAAAUAUGAGAUUGGCAGCCCGUAGAAGUGGCAGUAGCAGUAGCAAGUGGGUUUUCUACAGAAAGAUGGAUACGUUGCUUUCUUCUCCUUCACAGCAGCAUACUGGUCUUUCAUGUGGAAUCGACUCAGGGGAGUAUGUUUUUAUGAACCCUAACACUUACUUGAACCGUGCAAAUGGAUUGGAUGAGAUGAGAGAUAGUCCGGAGAAUUCAGAGUCGCGGAGAAAUGAGAAGGAUGAUUCAGAUGGACUUCCUCCAACCAAGGGAAAGAGGAAAAGAGGAAGAAGAGUUGACGAUUCUUUCCAAUUGCUUGCAAAUUCUAUGCAGAAAUUCAGUGAUAUGUAUGUGAAGAUUGAAAGUAAGAAGAGAGAGCAGAUGGUAGAGCUGGAAAACAUGAGGAUGGAAUUCCAUAAGCAAAUAGAAACAGAAAGGAGACAGAUUUUGGAGAGAGCUCAGGCUGAGAUUGUGAAAAUAAGGCAAGGUGAUGAUGAUGAAAAUGAUCUCUCUGCUGAAAAUCUGAGCGGAUAAAUUGACACUAUUAAGAUCAUAAGAUGUAAGAAUUAGUUAGUAUUCAGCUGUAACUAGUAAAUAAUGUAGUUCAUUGAUUGCCUGUUAAAUGUUGUACCAUAUUCUGUAACUACUUUGCCAAUUCCAUCUUUAGAUUAGGAAGAUGUAAUCAAGAUUAAUAUGAUAACACGGUCUCUCGCUCGACCGUCUGUGUGUUGUAUCGUGGCUUCUGUGGUGAAUGUAACAGAUUCGAGCAUUCAGCUUAUCAAAAGUUUGUACAAUUGGCAUUAUUUUGAUUCAUAGAUUAACGAAGUUGUUGCGCU